AUGGCCAAUCACCGUUCGAUUGCCCUUCGUAUUCUACUGCAGCCGCCGAAUACGUUCAACUUCUUUGUCGGCAGUUCCAAUGGAUAUUGUGGAUGGUCUCCUCGAUUCGCACUCACAAGCGACCUCUCAUUGGCCCCCACCAAGGACAGCUCUGAUUGGUGGAAAAUUACUCAGAUUUGCGCCGAGGGACCCUCUGGAGCAGGGUUUUCUCUCACCCCUCUUAUUGAUGAUCCGGGAUACGUGAAUGGCCUUGAUUCAGCCUUGAUACCUCUUCUCGAUGGCCUGGUUCACAACAUCUCAUGCUCCUGGUUCUUUGCCCAGACGCUCUCGGAGGAGGCUGAGCUUUCCUCACUAACGUCACCAGGCUUUCUUAUUGAAUUCGAUUUUAACCUUCUAGACUGA
Molecule: messenger RNA, 402 nt
Organism: Mesocestoides corti
Lineage: Eukaryota; Metazoa; Platyhelminthes; Cestoda; Cyclophyllidea; Mesocestoididae
Source: the annotation of a GenBank genome assembly